AUGGAUUCCUUCAAGGUGUACAUUUCAGAGGAGGAGGAGGAUUGCCUAUCUCCAUCCACCCUCCCCUCCGUCUCCCCGCCUUCCUCGCCGUCAUCCCCGGGGUCAUGGCUUCGCGGUCCCCUUCUCGGCUGCGGAGCCUUCGGAAGCGUCAGCCUCGCGAUUGACGGCACAACCGGCCACCUGAUGGCCGUCAAGUCGGUGACGGCUAGCGGUGACAGCGACCGUCAGCAGUCGCGGGAGCUGCAGGCGUUGGAGAACGAGCGGCAGAUCCUGCAGAAAGUGAGCUCGCCGCGGGUGAUCGAGUGCUACGGCGCGGAUUGGUCCGAAGAAAACGGCGUCAAGUCAAGAAAUCUCCUCCUAGAGCUCGCGUCAGGCGGCUCUCUGGCCGAUCUGCUGAAGAAAUUCAACAAAGGGGACGGCUUGGAUGAGGUUCUGGUGAGGAGGUUCACGCGGGGAAUCACGGAAGGGCUUCGGGAUUUGCACGCUCGCGGGAUCGUGCACUGCGACGUGAAGGGCCAGAACGUGCUGCUGUGCAAGACUGGCGUGAAGCUCUGCGACUUCGGCGCGUCGUUCCAGCUCGACUCGCCGGGGUCGUCGAGGGAUUCGUCGGGGACUUCUCCGCGAGAUUCGUCUCAGUCGCUGGAUGUUAACGAAGAUCGGGAAGCCGGUGUUACCAGGGACGCGCGCGCUCGCGAAGCCGGGUGUGCAAACGUUGCGGGGAAGGCGAAACUGUCGGGAACGGCGGAGCGGAAGCAGAUGAAGGGGACGAUUUGCUGGAUGGCGCCUGAGGUGGUCGCGGAGAAGGGCGCGACUCCCGCUUCUGACGUGUGGUCUCUGGGAUGCACCGUGAUCGAGAUGCUCACGGGACGUCCGCCGUGGGUGUCAAGGGAAGCGGUCACGCAGAAUCGCCAAUCUCCGAAAUCGUUCAUGUCGGUUUUGUACAAGAUUGGCUGCUCCGUCGAAGUUCCUGAAUUUCCGGCGAGGAUUUCGGCUCAGGGACGGGAUUUUCUGCUGAAAUGCCUGGAUCGCGAUCCUGACGGACGGUCGUCUGCUGAGGAUCUGCUGCAGCAUCCGUUCAUUCGAGUCGCAUCAGGCGAGAUUGACGUGGCUCUGACGGAUCAGUUAACGUCUGACACAGCGACAGAUGCGAAGUUCGCUCAACCCUCUGUUUCCGUCGUGGAUGAAUUUAAUUUCUUCACCAGCAGCCCAAGGGAUGCAGAUUUCAACCAGGCGGAUGGUGACAGUGUUGCUGGUGCUCAUGCUGCAGACUGCUUGAUCACUGACAGCUUCAACAUACAGCCCAGGGAAGCUGCAUCAGGGACAACCAGUAGCAACACGACUCCGGUGGACCAUCCUCGCCCUGCCUUCACCAUACCUCCGCCUCUCAAUCUCUCCUUUGACUUCACCAGCGAGCCCAGCGUUGGACCCUUGACAGCACGUGAGGAUGGUCCUAGCUGCUUUGAAGGUUUCUUCAGCCCCACCAGCUUUGAUCAGAGUCCAACAUCUGUGGAUGAUUCACCGAAUGUAGACGCCACUGAGGCUGUGGACCAUGCUGCAUUCAAACUAUUCGACGAUGCAUUUGCUUCUUCUUUCCUCUCGGGAACACCCUCUCCUCAUCUCUUCUCCCCGCUGCACGAGGUAGCACGUGCCUUCAGUGGCGGUUCCUUCUCAGACCAGCUUUCCCCAUCAAACCAGCUCUCUCCAGGGAGCCCUUCUGAUGAGCCGCUGUUCCCCCCUGCACGCUCAGCACCUGGUCCACUCCUGCUCUGCCUGUAA
This is a messenger RNA of Closterium sp. NIES-65, 1776 nucleotides long. Lineage: Eukaryota; Viridiplantae; Streptophyta; Zygnematophyceae; Desmidiales; Closteriaceae. The record is from the annotation of a GenBank genome assembly.